AUGGUCUAUAUUGUGCUAGGUGCUAACCCUCCGAUUACUUUUUUUGAAGGGUUCAUUCAAAGAAUGUGGGGCAAACUCGGCAUUGAAAGGGUGGCUAGGAUUAAUGCAGGGUUUACAAUUGUCAAAUUUUGGGAUACAGCUAUGAGGGACUUGGUCUUGGAAUCUGGUGUGGUUCAUUUUUUUAGGAAACCUGUCAUUUUGAGGCCUUGGUCGACUGAUAUUGAUACUCUGAGGUUAGUGAAAUCGAUUCUUGUUUGGGUUAGAUUACAUGAUUUGGGGUUACAAUAUUGGGGUACUAAAUGUUUGGGUGCUCUAGUGAGUACCAUUGGUAGAUCCAUGAUGAUUAAUAAGAUAACUAAAGAGAGAUCCAUGGUGAAGUUUGCAAGAGUGCUAGUGGAUGUGGAAAUAUCUGAGAAACUUCCUUCCAGUAUUAACUUUCUGAAUGAACGAGGACAAUUGGUAGAACAGGCUAUUGAGUUUGAAUGGUUGCCUACUAAGUGUGUGACUUGUAAAAUCCUAGGGCAUGUUUCUGCAAGUUGUAGGAGGGAGCAGAAAACAGUUUGGAAACCAAAGAUGGAUCAAAUAGAUGUAGUAGAGGAGCUGGGUGAGCCUAAACAAAAGGACUUAGAUCCAGGUUCAGAUAAUUUGACUACAAUUCCCAUUGAAACUGAGAUUGUUUUGGAGGCAUCUUCUGAUCUUGUGAAGGAGACUCGGGCGUUUCUUGAGUCGAAACGUAGGGGUUCUAAGUUUGAGGAAAUGAUGACAUCAGUUUUCAAGGGUUGGGAGUUCUAUUCAGUUCCAGUGGUAGAAGGACAAAUUUUACUGGUUUGGAGAAGUGAUAUAGUUAAAGUGGCAGUUCUUGGGACUGAGGAUCAGUUCAUUCAUUGUUGUGUGAAGAUCAUGGGGAUUUCUAAGGAUUUCUGCUUGACAGUGAUAUAUGGCAGAAACAUGAUUGAGGAGAGGAAGAGACUUUGGCAGGCUAUGUGUUUACCCCUGUUUCCUGCCCAGCCUUGGUUAGUAGCUAGAGAUUUUAAUGCAAUGUUUGAUUUUGAUGACAGAGUUGGAGGUAGGCCUAUAACAGAUCUGGAAAUGGAAGAUGCUCGUAAUUGGAUGGCUAGUUGUUUGAUGACUGAAAUUCGUAAGAUUGGUGCUCAUUAUACUUGGUCUAAGAAGCAGAUGGAAGGGUCCCGUAUCUUCUCUAAAUUGGAUAGGGCUCUUAGUAAUGAAGCUUGGGUUGAUGCUUUCCCAAACUCAGAGGCUCGGUUUAAUUGGAAUAUUCUUUCGGACCAUUGUUAUUCAAUCAUCAUGACAGUUAUUAGUCAAAUGAGGAUUAAUAUGUGGUCUAAACAUGAGGAGUUUAGAGACAUUAUUCUUAAAUGCUGGUCUAUGAAGGGAGUUUUGGCUAAGUUUAAUAAUCGGAAAAUUGGUGAUGUCACAGUUCACUACUUAACUGCCAAGGAAAAGUUUCAACAUGCUCAAUUUAUGUUUCAGCAGGAUUCUCACUCUACAGGAUUUCAGCAAGCAGAACAUGAAGCGUGUUUAGAAUUUACCCGUCUAUCCAAAAUGUAUGAAAUUUUUAUUAGGCAAAGGAGCAAGAUCACUUGGCUGAUAUUUGGCGAUGACAAUACGUCCUACUUUCAUGCUAGUCUAAAGCAGCGGUCAGCUUGUAAUAGGAUUACAAUCUACUUGGAUGAGCAUGGUAAGAUUGUUGAUUGUUAUGAUGAUGUGGUUAAUCAUUUUAAGGGGUUUAUGGGUAGUCCUAGUUCAACUAUUUCUAGGAUUCAGCAAGAUUGUCUUAAGUUUGGCUCUAUUAUGAAUUUAGACCAGCAACUCAGUUUAAUUAAGCCUUUUUCGAAGAGGGAUGUUAAACUGGCCAUGUUUAGUAUUCAUUCUAUAAAAAGUCCUGGUCUUGAUGGGUUUGGUUCGGGUUUUUUCAAAUACAUGUGGAGAGAUUUGGGGGAUGAGAUUUCUACUGUUGUUUUGAAUUUUUUUGAAACUAAUCGAUUACCAACAGCUAUUAACAGAUCAAUUAUUACCCUUAUUCCUAAAACUGACAAUCCUUCUACAGCAGCAGAUUGUAGACCGAUAGCACGUUGUAACACUCUAUACAAAUGUAUUUUGAAGAUGCUUUGUAUGAGAAUAGCCAUUGUUCUUCCUUUGCUUACUCAUCAGAACCAGGAAGCUUUCAUUAAAAAUAGAUCUUUGGCUCAUAAAAUCUUCAUUCUCCAAGAUCUCCUCAAAGGCUAUUCUAGGAAUAAUAUUUCAACUAGAUGCUUAAUAAAGAUGGAUCUAAGCAAGGCUUAUGAUUCCAUUGAUUGGUAUUUCUUGGAGGAUCUAUUGAAGGCUUAUUGUUUCCCUAGUCGAUUUAUCCAAUGGAUCAUGGUUUGUUUGAAAGGGGCUUCAUAUUCUUUAUUACUGAAUGGCAGAUUACAUGGGGGAUUCAGUGGAAUGAAAGGUCUGCAUCAAGGUGACCCCAUUUCUCAUCUUCUAUUUGUAUUGAUUAUGGAGUAUCUUACUAUAUUUCUUGUUCAAGCUGCUCAACACAAGGACUUCAGAUUCCACCCACUCUGUAAAAAGCUGAAUCUUGUCAACCUUUGCUUUGCAGAUGAUCUCAUUCUUUUUUGCAAGGGUUCCUUUAAGUCGGUUCAAAUACUUUACACUGGUUUUAACAAAUUCAGUCAGGAUUCUUGUCUCACAGUGAACUUAUCUAAGUCUCACAUCUAUUUUGGUGUUGUUCAUUAUGAUGAAAAGAGGAGAAUCAUGGAGUGCUUAAAGAUUGAGGAGGGUUCUGUCCCUCUAAAAUAUCUGGGUCUGUUUCUUAGACCUACUAAAUGGAAGGUUGAGGAUUGUGGUCUAAUUCUUAAAAAAAUUCAAAGUCGAUUACAUACAUGGUCUACUAGGCACCUUUCUUUUGCUGGAAUAUCUCAGCUUAUUCAAUCAGUUUUGCUGGGUAUUAGGACUUAUUGGAUGAGUAUUUUUUUGCUUCCUCCUAGAAUUAUUCAGGAGAUUGAUAGAUUAUGCAGGAACUUCCUUCAGGGAGCAAAGGGCAACCGGAGUAAGGUGCAUCUGUCAUCCUGGGAGCAGGUGUGUUUACCUAAGAGAUUGGUGGGUAUUGGUUUUAAAGAAGGGUCUAAAUGGAAUGUAAUAUUGAUGGCCAAGUACAUAUGGGCAGUUUCAACUAAGCAGGACUCCUUAUGGGUCAAAUGGGUAGCAGCCAUCUAUCUCAAAGGGAAAAAUUUCUGGGCCUACAGCCUUAAACCUGAUGUGAGCUGGUAUUGGAGGAAGAUUAUUAAGCUGAGAGAUGCUUUCUCUUAUGAUUCUUUAUUGGCUUUAGUUAACAAAGGAAAAUUAAACCCUUCUUGCUUAUAUAAUCAGUUGGUUCAAAAGGAUAAGAUUAAGACUAGUUUAUGCCCUGUUUGUGAUAUGGAAGUUGAGUCUCAUGCCCAUCUUUUCUUUGAUUGUGCCUUCUCCCAGCAUGUGUUGCACCAGAUUCAAUCUUGGCUGGGUCAAGCGAUUUGGCCUUCUCAGUAUUCAGGCUGGCUGAAUUGGAUGGAAGGGAGACCUAGGGGGCUUCACCAAAGGAUUGUUGUUGUUGUCCUUGCAGCUGCUGUUUAUUAUAUUUGGAUUAACAAAAAUUGUUGUGUUUUUUCUUCUUAUUCUUUUUCUGUUUUGAAAGUGGACUCUCUGAUUCUUAUGGGUCUUAAAGCCAGGUUGUUUGGUUUAGUUAGAUCAAAGCUGAAAGCUGAUGAGUUGAGAUUGGUUGAUUAUAUUCAUCAUUUGUAA
Molecule: messenger RNA, 3783 nt
Organism: Humulus lupulus (European hop)
Lineage: Eukaryota; Viridiplantae; Streptophyta; Magnoliopsida; Rosales; Cannabaceae
Exons: 4
Coding region: 1-3783 (1260 amino acids)
Source: RefSeq, a predicted model, not a curated record